This is a messenger RNA of Mycosarcoma maydis (corn smut), 2286 nucleotides long. RefSeq lists its product as uncharacterized. Gene Ontology annotation, molecular function: protein binding. The record is from RefSeq and is a predicted model, not a curated record. Lineage: Eukaryota; Fungi; Basidiomycota; Ustilaginomycetes; Ustilaginales. The coding region runs from base 1 to 2286 and encodes 761 amino acids. The transcript has a single exon. Gene Ontology annotation, cellular component: catalytic step 2 spliceosome. Gene Ontology annotation, biological process: mRNA splicing, via spliceosome.
AUGCAACAGCAGUACCUCUGUUUAGCGUGUUCAUCAACCAUCCCAGCAAAUGUCAAGCCUGCUUCAGUGUACGUACACGGAUGCUGCUCACGCUCCGUAUGCAGUACCUGCUUGACUUCGAACCCGAGACUGGUAACGUUCUGUCCGAUAUGCGAGGAUGCCACUGCUGCGUUUCGCAAGGGUCCGAGAAACGACGUUACGCGAAAGGGCGAUGUGCUGUUUGAUGUUCAAGCUCUGCUUGAUAGAGAGCAAGCGAAAGAGCAAGAGCGUAUUCCACCACCGCCAUAUAGCGAGUCGAAAGGGGAAGAGGAUGUCUCUGGAAAGUUUGUAGUGGAAGAGGACACGGAGAGCGAGCAAGAAAAAGUGAAACCGACCGGAAAACAACCCUCGCUGUUGACGAGACAAGCAUCAAAGAGUUGUGCUGGCGCAGAAGUCGACGUUUCUGCCCAUCCCGCCGACGCUCUCACCGCGGACGAUUCAGAGUCGAGCUCUAAGCUCAUUUCGCACCGACGAAAAGUUGAUCCUCACAACACCACUGGCGCGUCCUCUUGUACCUCCAGCUCGACUGCCCGCGAUAACGGUGCAACACGACAAUACUAUCUAGGCAAAACAGACACGCUCCAAUCCAUUGCCAUCCGUUUCUGCAUCUCGAGCAAUGAACUCUGCCUUCUCAAUUCGUUGCCUCGUGCGGUUCUGUCCACGUCUCCACACCUGCUUCACACUCGAUCGUUCAUCCUGCUGCCGUCGCACGCUGUGGAAAAACAGCUAGCGACCAAUCCGGGCCUGGAACAGUCACUACAGGGACCACCGCGAAAGUCGGCAAACGAAAAGACAAUCGCGGCAAGGAGAACGGCCGAAGCCAAGUUCAGAGCGACGCUGGCGAAACGUGCGGGCGAGACGCCAGCGGAUGAAAGAGCAGCCAAGGCGUAUGUCGGGCUGGCGGAGGACGAGAUGCGCUGGGUGGAUUUUGGUGAAGGUUUGGAUGAGCUAGGAUUGUCGGUUGGAUGUGAAGCCAAUGCGCGGACAGGGAGGGAUGACAACGAGAUGUGGGAGGCGCAACAGGACACAGCCAGACGCUGUCGGUUCGAUGCGAUACUCAAGCAUGCGUUGGGCAAGUGGGAGAUGGACAGUGAUUGGGAGCGUGCUCAACGGGCGCAGGGAUUGGAUCCAUCGAUCAUCUCGAAUCCUCCCACCGCUUCAGCAUCUUCGGGCUUUGAGUCUGAAUCGAACAGCAAAACGAGCCAUUACUGGUUCACCCGUGCGCUUCACUCGCACCAGCCAGGUGAGUCGAGCUCCUCCCCUCGCCGCAAUCCACGUCACGUCGUAUCCCUGUCGAGCUCAGUCAAAUUGCCCACUUUGCUCAAAAAGUCGUUCGAAGGCGCGCAUAAAGCACCGAUCAACGUGGCACGGUACAGCUCUACCGGACGAUACCUGCUCACCGGCUCCACGGAUCGUACCGUGAAACUAUGGAAUGUUGGCUCGCCGGCUCACGACUCGCAACCCAUUUCGACGUAUACAGAGCACAACUACGCUGUACAUGCGCUGGACGUGUGCGCAGACAAUUCGCGCUUCGUUUCGGCAGGACUAGACAAAUCGCUGUACGUAUGGGACGUCUCCGCUUCCAGCGUGGUGAGGAGGUUUAGCGGGCAUAGCGGCAAGAUUAACGAUGUGAGAUUUGCAGGCAAUGACGGAGAUGGAAGUGUUAUCGUAGCUGCUGGGUGGGACGGCGUGGUAAGGGUAUACGAUCUAAGGGCUCAAGGAUCGUGGAAGCCUAUCAUGGAGCUCAGAGAAGCCACAGACGCUAUCACUUCUCUCAGCGUUUCACAAGCCAAGAUCUAUUCUGGUUGCGUCGACGGCGUCGUCCGAACUUACGACGUUCGAGCGGGCCAGCUGAAAAGCGACACUUUCCCUGCAGCGGUGACUAGUAUCGCUCCGUCGAAAUUGGAAACGUCGAUGCUGGUGGCAACACUCGAUUCCACUCUGAGGCUGUUGGACACAAGAGACGGAACGUUAUUACAAAGUUACCAGGGUCAUCAGCACCAAGAGUAUAGAUGUAGAGCGGUCUUUGGGGCUGACGAAGAGGGAAUAGUGAUAGGAGAUGAGCGCGGAAGAUUGGUCGGAUGGGAUAUGGUCAGUGGCGAAAGUGUGCGCGUGGGGGCCAAGGAGGGCGAAGAGGCAAGGCGUAGGCCGGUCCUGUGGGUUGAGUUCCAUCCGCAGGAUCCGGGUGAGAUGGUCAGUGCUGGCGCUGAUGGUGUGGUUAGGGUUUGGAGCACCGCGUCGGGUUAA